AUGUCUUCCUCAUCAAGUGAUGAAGCGGAUGAAGUUUUUGAUGAAUUGGUCGAUGAAGUAGUUGAUAAUUUCAUCAAUACAAUAAUUGAUGGUCAAACCAACAAACCAAAGAGGCGAGCUUAUAUUGAAAGAGAUCGAGAACUAGGACACAUUCGACUAUGCAACGACUAUUUCAGUAAUAAUCCAACGUACACACAAGAUAUGUUUAGGCGGCGGUUUCGAAUGAACAAGCCAUUGUUCCUUCGCAUUGUCGACCGUCUAAGUACUGAAGUUCCGUACUUUCAGCAAAGAAGAGAUGCUACCGGAAGGAACGGGCUAUCUCCACUUCAAAAGUGUACGGCAGCGAUACGUAUGCUCGCAUAUGGUCAGUCAGGAGAUACGUAUGACGAAUAUCUCCGGAUGGCUGACACCGAGGAUCUUCAGCGAUUACUCGAUAUUGGAGAGGUACGGGGAUUUCCGGGGAUAAUAGGCUCCAUCGACUGUAUGCACUGGGAGUGGAAAAACUGCCCAACAACUUGGAAAGGUCAGUUCACACGUGGUUCGGGAAAGCCGACAAUUGUGUUAGAAGCCGUGGCAUCACAAGAUCUUUGGAUUUGGCACGCUUUUUUCGGCUUACCAGGUACCCUAAACGAUAUCAAUGUUCUUGAUCGGUCUCCAAUUUUUGAUGACAUCUUACAUGGUCGAGCCCCUAAAGUGAAGUUCAAGGUCAACAACCACACUUAUCGUAUGGCCUACUAUCUUACCGACGGCAUUUAUCCUCCAUGGGCAAUAUUUAUCCAAUCCAUCCCACUUCCUCAAGGUCGUAAAGCACAGAAAUUUGCAGAAAUGCAAGAAUCCGCCAGAAAAGAUGUCGAACGGGCUUUUGGAGUAUUGCAAUCGAGGUUUGCAAUUGUUAGGAACCCAGCUCUACAAUGGGACAAGGAAAGGAUAGGAAAAAUAAUGAUAGCUUGUGUCAUAUUGCACAAUAUGAUAGUAGAGGAUGAACGAGACAGAUACGCUCUAAUUGAUACAUCUGAGUUUGAGACAGGACAGUCUAGCAGAAGUUCGCAGGCGAGAAGCAGAGAUAGUGUUAAUGUCACCCCUGAUAUGUUAGCCAUGCGGAGAGAAGUUUGA
Messenger RNA from Brassica napus (rape), 1113 nucleotides. Its product is annotated as putative nuclease HARBI1. Bases 1 to 1113 code for a protein of 370 amino acids. The transcript has 2 exons. Lineage: Eukaryota; Viridiplantae; Streptophyta; Magnoliopsida; Brassicales; Brassicaceae. The record is from RefSeq and is a predicted model, not a curated record.